Messenger RNA from Monomorium pharaonis (pharaoh ant), 370 nucleotides. RefSeq lists its product as uncharacterized. The coding region runs from base 7 to 351 and encodes 114 amino acids. The record is from RefSeq and is a predicted model, not a curated record. The transcript has a single exon. NCBI's taxonomy places the organism in Eukaryota, Metazoa, Arthropoda, Insecta, Hymenoptera, Formicidae.
CAGAAAAUGAACGACUGCGCCAUCCAACUACCUACUGAAGACGAGAAAUGGCUGAGCUUCCGCAACAUCAACAAUAAGGAGCGCGUGCCGUUUGUCGUCUAUGCUGACCUGGAGUGUACAUUGGAGAAGACGGAGAAGGAGGAUAUGGAAAUAUCGUACCAGCAUCAUCAAGUAUUUAGUUUGGGAUAUUAUGUACAUUGUUCGUACGAUGACACAUUAUCGGGGUAUUGGUUUCAUCGCGAUAAGGAUUGUAUCGCGUGGUUCGCUAAACAACUAGAGAAAUUAGCGCAUCGCGUAAAAUCAAUUUUAUCUGCUAAGGUCCCUAUGGAAACUCUAUCGAAAGAGCAAUAGGAGGCAUAUCGUAACGCAA